CACCAUAUUUGGUAAAUCAAAACUAUUUUUUUUAAGGUACCUGUUUGUGCUAUUGCGUCUUUGAACCUAGACCACAAAUGAAAAAAAGAAAGAAAAGGAGGUUAUUAUCAAUUUCAAGAAUAAAUGAGCAAUUACUGCAAAGCACCUUAACCACGUAAAGCAAACAGAAAUUAUCCCAAAAUGAAAAAGUGUAGUAAAUCUGAUAUUAAUUCUUUAUCAAAAUGGAUAUUGGACAAAAUGGCUACAUUAUUAUGCUCAUCCUCAAUUUAUGUGGAAUUAUCAUAUCAAUUCCCAUAAUAAUUAUCCCCCUCGUAACAGUUAACGAAUUUUGCCGUGAGACCUCAUUGUCAAUGUUUUUAGUUGCUGGAAUAAUGAUAUUAACGUGGUCAUUGGCAGGUUUUAUCAGUUCAUUAUGUUGUUGGAGAAUUGGUUUUCAAGAAUUUAUUUAUAUGAGGUCACAAGUUUUUAUACUUUUUAUAGUAGUUCUAUUGGGAACAAUGGCAUGGUGGCAAUCUAGAACAGAUUCUCGUAUGUACACUUAUUAUAAUUGGGAAGCUUUCAAGAAUUGUAUGGUUGAGAAACAAAUUUGUCAGAGAAAUUUAGGACAUGGGUUGGAGAUAUUUUCUCCAUUUGCUUCACAUUCCCUUCAGGAUGCUUGUUGCAAGUAUCCCAAGAUGUGUAAUGGUAAUAAAAGUGCAUCUGAAAAAGAGAACACAAACUCACAUGACCCUUUCACUUGGAUGGAAAUAUAUGAUGGUCUCCCAGCCAGUAAUGACAAUCAACAAAAAAAGUCUAAUGAAACUCAUGAAGAUUGUAGUAAAUGGAGUAGUGAUACCAAUCAGCUUUGUUUCGAGUGCUAUGCAUGCAAAAAAGGCUAUUUGGACAAACAAGAUCAGAAUUGGGUUACUGCAUUGUCAAUUUGUGUUGUUAACAGUGUUGUGCUUCUUUCAUUUUCUUGUUACUUUUAUAGUAAGAAUUUUGAGGAAGCUGGAAGGGGAAAUACAAAAAGCAGCAAAGUCCAUCCUGCUGAUGUAUAGGGUGCAUGUAACAACUUAUAGAGAUGUUACAUGUUUAUCAUAUAUGUAUGUUUAUGUUAAAGAUAAUUUGUAGUUUCUUCUUUGGAGAACACGUAAUUAACCCGUACUUGUACCUAUUUUUCAAGAAGACACUAGUACU
Molecule: messenger RNA, 1176 nt
Organism: Lycium ferocissimum
Lineage: Eukaryota; Viridiplantae; Streptophyta; Magnoliopsida; Solanales; Solanaceae
Product: tetraspanin-7-like
Exons: 2
Coding region: 222-1037 (271 amino acids)
Biological process (GO): auxin-activated signaling pathway
Cellular component (GO): plasmodesma; plasma membrane
Source: RefSeq, a predicted model, not a curated record